AUGGGAAAAUGCGUAGUUCGAGAAGUACAGCAACACUGCGAACCAACUAUUUUCGAUCGAUCAUCUGUAAUAAAUACCGGUGCAGCACUGUCCGUAGCGACAGACUCAAAAGUUGCAGAAAUUCCAAAAGUUCAGGGAUAUUAUCGAUUUGAAUAUGCGUUGACACCUGAUGAUACCAAUUUAACAUCGUGUGAUAUAGCUGUGUUUAAGAAUGUAGCCAAAAUUUAUCCUGAUAAUAAUGAACCAAGAAUAGUAUCGACAUGGGAAGACGAUGAUAAUAAUAUUUGGAUAACAUGGACACAUAAUCAUACAAUUGAGCUUGAUCGCGAACGUCUGUUAAAAUUUGUUAAUCAUAAAAUUAUUGUCAAAAUAUGGGAUGGUAAAGAAUAUUGUUUACCACGAACAAAACUCGAUCGUCCAAAACUCAUACGCUAUCCAGCAAGUUCCACCACUGAUGACGAUAAAAAUUCUCCUAAAACUAUUGUCCAACGAGUCGCUCAAAAUUAUACAAAAUGGUUACCAAAACCAUUGUUAUACAAAUUAAAACGAAAACUGCCUGUUGAAAUUCCAUUACCAUCUCUAUCAUUACAACAGACAAUACGAGAUAUCGAGUCACAAAUAACACCCACAGAACAACAAAUCGAGGUGUCAGUGAUCGAGAAAACAACUCCAGAAUUACCAAUUGAAUCAGCAGAUAAUAUUGCAAAUGAAAAAAACUCUGUCAAGAAAACAAAACGAUCAACAUCAAAAUCGACAACAAGAGCAGCAGAUGAUUCUGAGACAAAAUUUUCUAAAGUAAAACCGACGAAACAUGUUGAUGAGAAACGUGAAAAAGGUGCUAUUCAAAUUAUUUUUCCAUCCAAAUUACUUUUUGUCGGUUCAAAAGAAAUUACUUGUAGAAUUGACGAUAAAACACCACAGGCAAUAAAAGACUGUUUCGUUAAUUUAUCCAUUGAUGAUUUUGAUGUUCUUUCCGAGCAUUUGGCUACCGAAUAUAAUCCACUAUCGUUGAAGAUAUGUCAUGUUGUGAAUAUGCCUAGCACACCUUUAUCAUUUAAAGAACUGAGAAAACAAUGUGAGCCUGUUUAUUGUUCAUACGAAUUAUUUGAUCAGCAAGAAUAUAGAACAACGAGUAAAUCUCAUCAACGUAAUAUUUAUUGGGAUGAUAUAUACGUAUGCUUUAUGAAUCUGAUUAACGAAACAUCAUUAGCAAAAUUUCGAAAUUCACCAAUAAUCUAUAUUGAACUUCAUGAUCGAGAUGAAAAAGCAAAUAUUAGGAAAAGUGGCAGUAGUGUUUUUGGAACAGAAGUAGCGGAUGAAUCAAUCGGACAUGUUUCAGCAGUUAUUGCAAAACUGACCAUUCAUAAUCCGUUUGAAUCAAGAGGGAAGCCAUGGUUUCCCUAUGGUACAGUUAAAUUAGAUUUAUCUGAAUUAUUAUUGGGACAAACAUCUCUUGAAUGUUUUAUACCCGUUGUUCCUUGUCAUGCGCCUGAUAUCAUAUCACGCACAACGAAUGCAAAACGUAUCUAUGGUGUACCGGGAGCAGUUGAUACGGGAAAAUAUUUGCCCAUACAACAAGGACAUUUUCUCGAACAUGGAACACAAAUGAAAAUUGUUGUUCGCUUAGCAAAACCACUUGUUAAUCUACAAUUGACACAACUACAACGAUCUGUUAUAGCAACACCGAUGACACCAUUUACUCGGACGGUAUUUGUAUUCGACUAUAAUAACCUUGAAUUUUUAUCUGUAAUCGAAACAAAUAUUCAUUGUAUUAAUGCCAAAGCGCUUGAACUUGACGUUUAUCCGAAGAAUGUUCAAGCCGCCGCUUUAUCAACUUAUAAACUAACCGAAAUCCAACGAAAAAGUCUAGAUUUAAAUAUCAUAACUGGUUUCCAUUUAUUCGACGAUGAACAUCAUAUAUUUGUUUUAGAAGGUUUAAGAGAUAAAGGAAUUGAACAUCUCUAUGAACAAUUGUCUAAAUCUGAAAAUCAAAAAGUUGACAUAUCGUAUGAUUCAUCGUUAACAUUUGAUGAACGAAUCUAUGCCAAAUUAAAUGUUGAUUUAACACGUAUUAAACUUCAUCGACCACUAAAAGAAAUUGUUCAACAACCAUUGCUUUAUGUCAGAGAUAUGGUACCGAAAGAGUCAUUUGAAGCAUUGCGAAGAUUACAUGAGAUGGUUAAAAUGCAUAACCUUCGCUCAUCAGUUAAACAUAAUUUAUUUCCAACUGCAGAUAUGAUUGUAUCGUUGAGUAAAGAAUUUGGAGUACCAAUUACACAAAAAGAAUUUGAAGCCUUUUCUAGUUAUAAACCCUAUUCACAUAAUCAUAAAAAAGAACAGUCAUUUUCACCAACAACGGCAACAACAAUGUUCAACAAAAAUCAAGAUAAUGACGAUGAUGUAGACAUAACAUCUUCAAAAAAACAAAAUUUUGUUGAAAAAAAUAUUCAACAAAUAAAGGAUGCUAGUUCAAGGAAUCGAGAACAUCGUAUUAGAGAGAAUGAUCAAAUUUUAUUCGUUGCAGAAGGUCCAGUUUUUCAUUACAGUACCCAAAAAUUAAACACAACCGAAAAAGCACUAGAUCAAAUCCGGAAUUACCUUACAGAGAAUUAUCGAUCUUCGUCGUUCUCGUACAAUCCAGAUCAUCGUUCGGGAACAUUUUCGCCCGUUCUGGAGCAAUCAAAUAAAGAUACUUUUGAAUCAUUAUUACGAAGUGAUUCAAAGAUGAGUGCUGAUGUUAAUUGGCAUUACCCCGGUUAUAAAUCAAGUGUGGACUCAAAUAUUCAUUCAAGAACGCCCGAUCCAGCAAGAUUAGACGAAUUAGCAAAACCACCAGAGUCAUGGUAUAAGCAAAAUAAUAAUGAAACAAAAGUACGUGAAUCUUUUCCUUGGAUGGCGAGAAAAGAUGAUUUUGAUCUUUGGAAACGUCAUAUACCGAGUCCGAUAUUGAAUACGACUGCUAGUAUUACCAGUGAACAAUCAAGGGAGUCAAGAUCUUUAUCGAAAUUACAACAAUUUGUUGUUGACGAUGAACGUAUGAAAUUUUUACGUUCAUCACCAAGAACUGAAAUGACUAUUCAAGGACGAUUAGCAGCCAGUCAAUUAGAUAAACUCAAAGGUUUAUUGAAAGAUGAUCCAAAGAAAAAAGGCUUCAUGGCACCAAAAUCGUUUUAUCGAAAGCUCGAAAGAAACAAAUCAAGAUCAGUGAUUCCGCAUCGUUCUACUCAAUCAGCUCCAUUACAACGUACAUUUCUCCGAAGUCAAACAAAUGAAGAUUUCUAUGACGAGAUUAAUGAUAAACGACGAUACAACUUGAGCGUUCAAUCGGUUGAAACAAGAAGUUUCAGGACUUUACCAUUGACAGUUGCAUAA
Messenger RNA from Didymodactylos carnosus, 3372 nucleotides. Lineage: Eukaryota; Metazoa; Rotifera; Eurotatoria; Philodinida; Philodinidae. The record is from the annotation of a GenBank genome assembly.